Messenger RNA from Mastomys coucha (southern multimammate mouse), 2044 nucleotides. RefSeq names its product calsequestrin 1 (gene Casq1). The coding region runs from base 361 to 1578 and encodes 405 amino acids. Gene Ontology annotation, biological process: regulation of skeletal muscle contraction by regulation of release of sequestered calcium ion. The transcript is spliced from 11 exons. The record is from RefSeq and is a predicted model, not a curated record. Gene Ontology annotation, cellular component: sarcoplasmic reticulum lumen. NCBI's taxonomy places the organism in Eukaryota, Metazoa, Chordata, Mammalia, Rodentia, Muridae. Gene Ontology annotation, molecular function: calcium ion binding.
GUGAGAGGAUUCAGGCUCUCAUGGAGCUGUCCUGGCCUCAGAAGGUUAUCCAUCUCUCCUGCCAACCACAGAGAGACAUAUUUAGACAGGACCAGGUGGGGACGGAGGGGUGCCAGUUUCAAGGGGCAGCUCCGGUUCCCUCCCCGCCCCUGCUCCUAUUCCUCCUCCUGACCCUUUUUCUCUUGGCUCUGUCGGCAGUUUCUCCAGGACCCAGCAGUGUCCUCUGUCCACUGCUCUGGCCCAUUCUCUACCCCACCCCCACCCGGAGUCCCUAACUCAGGAUUCUGUAUCAGGGGGCACCUCCCUAUUUCAGCUAACCACCUCUGGACCAGGAGAGCAGACCCAGAUCCUCCUACCUCCAUGAGAGCUACUGACAGGAUGGGGGCCAGAGCAGCGUCCAAGCUGCAGCUGGCACUGCUGUUUGUACUGGUGCUAGGGACGCCCAGGUCAGGGGUCCAGGGGGAAGAUGGGUUGGACUUCCCUGAGUACGACGGCGUGGACCGUGUGAUCAAUGUGAACGCCAAGAACUACAAGAACGUGUUUAAGAAGUAUGAGGUGCUGGCCCUCCUCUAUCAUGAGCCCCCCGAGGACGACAAGGCCUCGCAAAGACAAUUUGAGAUGGAGGAGCUAAUCCUGGAGUUAGCGGCCCAAGUCCUAGAAGACAAGGGUGUUGGCUUUGGCCUGGUGGACUCUGAGAAGGAUGCAGCUGUGGCCAAGAAACUAGGACUAACUGAAGAGGACAGCGUUUAUGUGUUCAAAGGCGAUGAAGUCAUCGAGUAUGAUGGCGAAUUUUCUGCAGACACUCUGGUGGAGUUUCUGCUUGAUGUCCUAGAAGACCCUGUAGAACUGAUUGAAGGUGAACGAGAACUGCAAGCAUUUGAGAAUAUUGAAGAUGAAAUCAAACUCAUUGGCUACUUCAAGAGCAAAGACUCAGAGCAUUACAAAGCCUACGAGGAUGCAGCCGAAGAGUUCCAUCCCUACAUCCCUUUCUUCGCUACCUUUGACAGCAAGGUGGCAAAGAAGCUGACUCUGAAGUUGAAUGAGAUUGAUUUCUAUGAGGCCUUCAUGGAGGAGCCUGUGACCAUCCCAGACAAACCCAACAGUGAAGAGGAGAUUGUCAGCUUCGUGGAGGAGCACAGGAGAUCGACCCUGAGGAAACUGAAACCUGAGAGUAUGUAUGAGACCUGGGAGGAUGAUCUGGAUGGAAUCCACAUUGUGGCCUUUGCAGAGGAAGCCGAUCCUGAUGGCUAUGAGUUCUUAGAGACUCUCAAGGCUGUGGCCCAAGACAACACCGAGAACCCUGAUCUCAGUAUCAUCUGGAUUGACCCUGAUGACUUCCCACUGCUGGUCCCGUACUGGGAGAAGACCUUUGACAUUGACUUGUCAGCUCCACAAAUAGGAGUUGUCAAUGUGACAGACGCGGACAGCAUAUGGAUGGAGAUGGACAACGAGGAGGACUUGCCUUCUGCUGAGGAGCUCGAGGACUGGCUGGAGGACGUGCUGGAGGGCGAAAUCAACACAGAGGAUGAUGAUGACGACGAUGAUGAUGAUGACGACGAUGACGACGACGAUGACUAGUUGCUGUGGCAGCUACAUACCAGCCCCAGUUGGUCUUUACAUGUACCUUCCGACCAUCCGUGCACUUCCCCCCGAGCUCCUUGGGACACUAGGUUAUUCUCUACUAUAGGGCCAACUGUGGUCUACAUACAGGGUGCUUGAGAUCCUGGUCUCCCUCACUGAUGAGGAAAGGAACUGCUUUUUCUCAGAUCCCAGCCUGCUUCUUUUCUCUGACUUGCUUCUCAUCCCAGACCUUAUCUGUAUGUGUCUCUCUUCCGCCACUCCCCAUACUUAACUAUUUGUCAACUCUUCUCUAUCCCUUCUAUAAUACAGUCUCCCAUUACUCAAAUCUUAAAACCUUUCUGACUGUCCUGACCCUGGCCAGGAGGAAGGGAGGUACUGUGUUAGGGGGUAUAUCUUAGCCAUCUCCUGUUAAUGUAUUUGGGUCAAAUGCAAGGCCUUAAUAAAGAAAUCUGGGGCAGAAUGA